UGUGCAGGAGCGGAUCGCUGACGGAGGCUGCUGCACGCGCUUCCUCUUCACCCUCUAGAAGACUCGGUCGGUUCGAAGCCGAAGGAAUCCACAUCCUCCUCCUCCAUACAGCCGCAAAAAUGAGAAUUUCACUCGCACUUUGUGCAGUGUUCGCUGUGUGGUUCACUGCCGACGCCACGGUGUACCUCAAGGAGCAGUUUCUGGAUGGAGAUGAAUAUAAAACUCGAUGGUUGGAAUCGAAGCACAAAUCAGACUAUGGGCAGUGGAAGCUCUCUGCAGGGAAGUUCUACGGCGACGCUGAACUCGACAAAGGUCUCCAGACAAGCCAGGAUGCCCGCUUUUAUGCCCUGUCCAGGCGGUUCGAGCCUUUCAGCAACGAGGGUAAACCUCUGGUCAUUCAGUUCACAGUGAAACACGAGCAGAAGAUCGACUGCGGCGGUGGCUAUGUGAAAAUCUUCCCGGCUGAUCUGGACCAGGCCGAAAUGCACGGCGAAUCUCAGUAUUACAUCAUGUUCGGUCCUGACAUCUGCGGCUACAGCACCAAGAAAGUACACGUGAUUUUUAACUACAAGGGACAGAACCACCUGAUCAAGAAAGACAUCCGAUGCAAAGACGACGAGUUCACAAACCUGUACACGCUGAUCCUCCGACCCGACCAGACCUACGAAGUGAAAAUCAACAACGAGAAGGUAGAGUCCGGUUCUCUCGAGGAGGACUGGGAUAUCCUUCCUCCCAAAAAAAUCAAGGAUCCAGAAGCGAAGAAGCCGGACGACUGGGACGACCGCGCCAAAAUCGACGAUCCCGAGGACACAAAACCAGAGGACUGGGAUAAACCCGAGAACAUUCCUGAUCCCGAUGCCAAGAAGCCCGAAGACUGGGACGAAGACAUGGACGGCGAAUGGGAGCCACCCGCAAUCCCAAACCCUGAGUACAAGGGGGAAUGGAAACCUAAACAGAUCGAUAACCCUGACUACAAAGGAACGUGGGUGCAUCCAGAGAUCGACAACCCAGAUUACACACCAGACGACUCCAUAUACAAAUACGACAACAUUGGAGUUCUCGGCUUGGAUCUGUGGCAGGUGAAAUCCGGUACCAUCUUUGAUAACUUCCUUAUCACUGAUGAUGUCAAGGAGGCUGAGGAUUUCGGCAAAGAGACCUGGGGAGCCACGAAGGACCCUGAGAAGAAGAUGAAGGAUAAGCAGGACGAGGAAGAGAGAAAGCAGAGGGAAGAGGAGGAGAAGAACAAGAAAGAACCCGAAGGCAACGAGGAAGACGAGGACGAGCCUGAAGAUGAACCGGAGGAUGAGGAGGAAACUCCCGAGGAACCCAGUAACGAUGAAGAUGAUGAGGAAGAUAAGCCCACUAAAGACGAGUUGUAGACGGCGUCUGAGCUUUCGCAUCUUAGGAGAACCUCCUGAUCCUCCCCCACUUGGUGAAGCUCCUUCUGUGGGGCUCUGCCUUCCAAAAACCAGGACAAUAGAGAAUAGAGGGUGUGCUGUGGUUUUAUUUUAGUUCAGUGAGGAUCGUUUUCCCGCCGCUGCUCCCCUUUGUUUUGAUUUUUUUUUCAAUUAUAAAUUAAUCUAAUGAGAUGUUAGCCAUGCCCAGGGUUUUUUCUACUGCUGCUACCCAGCUUCUCCAUUUCCCACCCAAAGUCACAUGGAAAACUAAAUUAGAUGGAUUAUUAUCAACUUGUUUCGAGAGGAAAAAAAAUGACGAGUGUAUCAUUUUUAGGUUAUUUGCACUUUUUUUAAAUAAAUAAUUUUCUUAAACCGUG
This is a messenger RNA of Silurus meridionalis, 1774 nucleotides long. It is a transcript of the gene calr3a, whose product is annotated as calreticulin 3a. Gene Ontology annotation, biological process: protein folding. Gene Ontology annotation, cellular component: endoplasmic reticulum; endoplasmic reticulum membrane. The record is from RefSeq and is a predicted model, not a curated record. The coding region runs from base 120 to 1379 and encodes 419 amino acids. The transcript has 9 exons. Gene Ontology annotation, molecular function: calcium ion binding. Lineage: Eukaryota; Metazoa; Chordata; Actinopteri; Siluriformes; Siluridae.